Hipposideros armiger (great roundleaf bat) is the source of this 1061-nucleotide messenger RNA. RefSeq names its product thymocyte nuclear protein 1 (gene THYN1). The transcript is spliced from 7 exons. The coding region runs from base 121 to 903 and encodes 260 amino acids. Gene Ontology annotation, cellular component: nucleus. Lineage: Eukaryota; Metazoa; Chordata; Mammalia; Chiroptera; Hipposideridae. The record is from RefSeq and is a predicted model, not a curated record.
ACAGACAUGUCUUGAAAGCGCUGCCGGGAGGCUGUGCACCGCCUUCUGGUGCCUUGAAAAGCUUGUUGGGGUGGUGUCUGCAGAACUGUGGGACCGGUUCAGUGAGAGAACGGUGAACGAAUGAGAAGGACCAAAGAAACCAAGCAGAAUUUAGGGGCAGGUUUCUGGGGGGCAGAUACAGAGUUGCCUGUAGUAUCCGUCGGUAGAUUCCAGAACCUUCUGCUCUUCAGCAGGGAGACCAUGCCGAGACCCAAGAAGAGGCUGGCUGGGGCUGCUAAGCCAGACAGGAAGGGGCCAGCAGGAAAACGUACCAAGACUAAGAACCUAGGUGAGGCAUCAACUAAAGUGGAGAACUCUAGCCCUCGGAAGACUUCAACCUCUAAAAAUUGUGGGAAGAAUCUAAACAGCUACUGGCUGAUGAAAUCAGAGCCAGAAAGCCGACUAGAGAAAGGUGUAGAUGUGAAGGUGAGAUCAAGUACCUGUCUGAUAGGUCUCAUUUCUUCUCCCCUGGGACAGGCCCGGAACUUCCUUAGAGCCAUGAAGCUAGAGGAAGAAGCCUUCUUCUACCAUAGCAACUGCAAAGAGCCAGGCAUCGCAGGACUUGUGAAGAUUGUGAAGGAGGCUUACCCAGACCACACACAGUUUGAAAAAAGCAAUCCUUAUUAUGAUCCAUCCAGCAAAGAAGACAACCCUAAAUGGUCCAUGGUGGAUGUACAGUUUGUUCGGAUGAUGAAGCGUUUCAUUCCCCUGGCUGAGCUCAAAACCCAUCACCAAGCUCACAAAGCCACUGGUGGCCCUUUAAAAAAUAUGGCGCUCUUCACUCAGCAGAGACUCUCAGUCCAGCCCCUGACCCAAGAGGAGUUUGAUUUUGUUUUGAGUCUGGAGGAAAAGGAACUGAGUUAACUGAGACACUCGCUGGGAUGGGCAAGACAUUACUCCAAAGAAGUGAAGUUUCUAUUAAGACACGAGGAGGUGUGCGGAUACUUGCUUGCUAUAAUCAUCUGGGGUUGUGUACAUAGGGGGAUUUUGUGUACUUUUCUCAAUAAAACACUGCUAUCAAA